AUGUUUGAUAAAGGAACGGUUAACCAUGAGUCUUACAUCACAAAAGCACUUCCUGUAGCUUUGAGGUAUGGGAAUAAAGUUUUUGGUGAUAAUUGGAUCUUUCAGCAGGAUGGCGCGAUGCCACAUCAACAUCAUUUAACCCACCAAUGGUGUGAAGCAAAUUUUCCAUCAUUUAUUAACAAAGAUCGUUGGCCUGCUAAUAGUCCGGAUUUAAAUCCGUUAGACUAUUCAAUUUGGGAGGAACUGGUCAAUGCCAUGGAUUGGAAUAAAAUUCGAUCAAAAGCAACAGUCAUUCAACAAUUGAAAUCAUCGGUUAAAAAAAUUCGUGAAUCGUUUGUCUUUGAAAGUUGUGAUGUUUGGACUAAUCGAUUGUAUCGCAUUUUUCAAACUGAUGGAAAUUAUCUACGUUAA
Adineta ricciae is the source of this 411-nucleotide messenger RNA. The record is from the annotation of a GenBank genome assembly. Lineage: Eukaryota; Metazoa; Rotifera; Eurotatoria; Adinetida; Adinetidae.